Opisthorchis viverrini is the source of this 4316-nucleotide messenger RNA. RefSeq lists its product as hypothetical. Gene Ontology annotation, molecular function: ATP binding; G protein-coupled receptor binding; G protein-coupled receptor kinase activity. Bases 40 to 3021 code for a protein of 993 amino acids. The record is from RefSeq and is a predicted model, not a curated record. Lineage: Eukaryota; Metazoa; Platyhelminthes; Trematoda; Opisthorchiida; Opisthorchiidae. Gene Ontology annotation, biological process: protein phosphorylation; regulation of signal transduction; G protein-coupled receptor signaling pathway. The transcript has 17 exons.
UUAGAGAAUGAGAUACUGGAGGAAGAGCUUGCAAUAGAGAUGAAGGAACUGGAUAUUCGAAGGCGGAAGUUAGCGUCCCGCAAGCAGAUGCUGUUGUCUUGCGACUGCUUUGAUGAGGAAAACUCGAUAUGCGGUGACUGUGAACUUGGAUUUCCAUCCAGUGAACCGAAGGCCGAGAGAUUCGUGGCGAAAUUUAAUUCAGAGGAAACGGAACGCACGAAUUUAUCUACUAAUCGGCCGAGAAAAGGCGACGCGGCCGGGACUCGAACCGCAGCGCGCGAAAUGGACGCCAAGCGCGUUGACCACUAUACCACAACGCCAGGAUUCGGUCUACCGAAAAUAGAAAUAGAUAAGUUCAGCGGAAAUCCGAUAGAAUUCUGGAAGUCUAUGAAAGCGUUCGAGAUGAGCGUAGCUGAUCGGCUGCUUGACGACAGCAAUAAAUUGAUAAAUCACACAAUGGCUGACCUGGAAGCUGUUUUGGCCGAUGUGAGCUACUUAAUGGCCAUGGAGAUGAGCAAGUCUACACCGGCUGCCAGGGCGAGCAAAAGGAUAGCCCUCCCAGAUCCGAGCGACGCUGGAAGUCGGACCGACGACUCUGUAGCCACCCCAUUUGUGGUAAGCAGUCUCUUAACGAAUUUGUGUGAUCAUCCUCUACCACAAGGCUAUCUACUUUUUCGGGAGUUCGCUCUGAAUUGCAGCGAGGAGGCGGUUCCACAAUUUGGUUUCUACGAGGAUAUUAAAAAGUUUGAAAAGCUGGAGACUGAUGAGGAGCGAAUCAAACUGGGAAAGGAAAUUUAUGAUCAGUACAUAAUGAGAGAGUUGCUUUCCCAAACGCAUAAAUUUCCGAAAUCUAUUCUGGAUAGUGUACUUGAAUUGCUCACACAAGCUCAAAAAACAAACAGCCUUCCCGCAGAUACAUUCUCCCCCUAUAUAGACGAACUACUGCCAGUUUUGCGUGGCGAGGUUUUUGAUAACUUUCUGAGAAGCAACAAAUUCACUCGGUUUUGUCAGUGGAAGAAUUUGGAGCUGAAUAUCAACCUUACUACAAAUGACUUCAGCGUCCAUCGGAUCAUAGGAAGGGGUGGGUUUGGUGAAGUUUACGGGUGCCGGAAGGCUGACACGGGGAAAAUGUAUGCAAUGAAAUGUUUAGAUAAAAAGCGGAUCAAGAUGAAAGGAGGUGAGACGUUGGCCCUGAAUGAACGGAUUAUGCUCUCCCUCGUCAGUACCGGGGAUGGAUGUCCUUUUAUCGUAUGCAUGACCUAUGCGUUCCAAACACCGGAAAAACUGUGUUUCAUUCUGGACUUGAUGAAUGGCGGGGAUCUACACUAUCACUUGACACAACAUAACAUAUUUUCCGAGUCUGAAGUGCGAUUCUACGCGGCUGAAGUAAUUCUUGGUCUGGAACACAUGCACAAUCGAUUUGUGGUGUACAGAGAUCUGAAGCCUGCCAAUAUUUUAUUGGAUGAAUACGGUCACGUCCGUAUAAGUGACCUUGGCCUUGCUUGUGACUUUUCUCGACGGAAACCACAUGCGAGCGUUGGAACCCAUGGCUAUAUGGCUCCGGAGGUAUUACAAAAGGGUUGUCCAUACGAUUCGUCGGCGGACUGGUUCUCGCUGGGUUGCAUGCUGUACAAGUUACUGCGUGGACAUAGCCCAUUUCGGCAGCACAAGACCAAGGACAAACACGAAAUAGAUCGAAUGACGAUGACCAUGAAUCUCGAUUUUCCUGAUAGCAUGUCGAAAGAAAUGCGACACUUACUCGAAGGCCUUCUAGCCCGGGAGGUAAACCACCGGUUAGGCUGCAUGGGUCGAGGUUCGAUGGAAUUACGGGAGCAUCCGUUUUUCAAAGGAGUCGACUGGCAGCAGGUAUACUUACAAAAAUAUCCACCACCACUCAUUCCGCCACGUGGUGAGGUCAACGCUGCGGACGCAUUUGAUAUUGGGUCGUUCGACGAGGAGGAUACCAAGGGUAUUAAACUAACGGAAACCGAUCAGGCGUUGUACCAAAAUUUCUCCCUGGUUGUGUCUGAACGUUGGCAGCUGGAGAUUGCCGAAACAGUGUUCGAUGUCGUUAACCAAGAGGCUGACAAGAUGGAUGCGAAGCGCGCUCGUGCCCGGCAGCGAUCCAAUCAGAUUGCAGACGAGAUCGGACAAGCCACAUGUAUUACUUCAACUCCGACAGGUGGAUCAUCUCAGCAAACCAUGGUUGGAGGAAGCUGUAACAUCUCUGCAUCCACACCACCCACAAUGGGUGGCGAUGGAUUGACACAGGAUGGCUUCGCGUCUGAUUGCAUCGUGGAAGGCGAAGUACUUAAACUUGGUGGCCCUUUUCUACAGACAUGGCAGCGAAGGCAUUUGCGUUUGUUUCCUAAUCGUCUAGAACUCUAUAAUAAAUCGCGGGAUGGUCUUGUCUUGAAGAAAGGCGUUGAAUUGAUUUCCAUGCUGGAUAUUAAGGAGAUCGCGCCAGAAUUCUCCCGGGUUUGUAAAAUGGAUAACUGUAUUUGCAUCAAGCUCAAAAACGAUAAUCGUGUGUACAUAACUUCGAAUGAUAAGGUCCUAAUUACUCAAUGGAAAGAAGAGAUUCUCGACGGAUACAGGUUGUCCUGUGAAAUCAUGUCUCACAUGAACCGAAAGGCGCACAAAAUGUACGGUGUUUUAGAUCCUGUGGUAAAUGCUGACGGAAAUGCUGGCGGAGAUGCCGGAUCUUCCAAUACUUUGCCGUCGCUAACCAACACCAGCUCCAAUAGGACCAUUUUACCUUUCAAUAGCAGCAAAGCCUCUCCAAAAUCUCAUUCUCCUCCUCAUUCAGGUAGCUCUUCAGGUCGCCCCCGCCUGAACCAUCAAGCAUCAAUGCCCACAUAUCCUGUUAGUAGUUCCACAUCACAACAAGUUCCUCCAGCUGCCUCACUUAACCCAAAAGGGAGCGACCAAUCUCCUCACACUUUGGGCAGCUGUACUCUUCCCACGAGGCCAACAACACGAGCCACACCAUCUGACACUGCAGAACCGGCUGACGAGUAAGACCCCCACACGUCACGGACAGAAGCAACUGUGUACGAGUGGGUGGCGGAUAACUGAACAUGGGCCAGUCUGCGCCGGAUGCACGAAGUUUAGUGCAGACCUCAUUCAACAAGUCCUUUUGCAUUCCUUCUGUUUUCGCGUAGUUCUGGUGUUCUCGCUGAUUUUUUUCCAUUCUGUAAACUAGAACAUCUGUAUCCGCUUCGAGUAAUAAAUCGAACGGUGUGCAAAAUUUUUGGGGUAGCCGGAAUUAUUCGGUUGGUCUUAUCGGUAAUUAUUGAACAAUCCCGAACCAGAGAUUUUAAUGGUUUCGGGUGCAGUCUAGGCGCAGGUUUCAAUCCUCUAAGAAACCUAUCCCACCUCCACAGUGUCCUGUACAGAGAAUUUGUUUUAACCGAAAAUUAUGCCCUAAUUUUAGUCAGUUGAAAGACAGAGAAAACAUACUGUGAAGUUUUUUGUGUCUCUCUCACUGCUCUGUCCAGUCCCGUGUGUAAUUUCACACCACAGGUUUUGUCAGCCUAUUUUAUUACCAAAUCAUUGUCCACAAACGCAUUCUUUCUUCCUGAGCUGUUGCCAGGGCCUUUCCCUUAUCACGAUUGUGAUUAUACGCAUAUUUUUCCGCUGCCCUUCCAGGUGCAUUUCACACCACAGUUUACCAACAAGCAUUUACUUUUUUGGCUCUUCCUUUCAGACUAGUAUUUGGGUCACAAACCAUUGUCGUCGUGAUAGUUGGCGUUGUUUUCUCUUGUACUUUGCUUUUGUUUGGCUUGUUUCACCGCCGUUCCCUGUCUCAUGUUGUUCUUUUGACUCGAAGACAUUUAACGCAAGUCCUUCAAAAUUUUGGCACAGAAGCUGUAGAUAUUCACAUACUGAAUCGCUUCUUUGGGGCGGCUCAUUCUCGAUUGUAUGGAUCGACACAUAUAACACUAUUGUGUACACCGAUGGGUUGUUUCCCCUGUAUACUUGUCCUUCAAAUGGAUCUCUGCAUUCGUGCUGUCAAUCGAGAAGUUUGGUUUACCGAAUUGUAGGCUCUCAUCCGUAUGCUUCUGUUGUGAUUCGAUGAUGACCUAAUCUAAUUUACCCGGGUGACUUCUGUUUUAGAAACUCUGAUCACUAUAUGCGUUCGGUUUAUCCUGCUUCUCCGAUCCGUUGUCUAGCACCUCAUAUUCUUUAUAGACACAGAGUGUUUUCAGUCUUUCCUAAAGACUCUUGUGAAUUACAUUACACGGCACCUGGAUGCUUGAGGCAGAUACGUAUGCAGAAGAGUGUUUCUCUUCGACCAGUAAAUUAUCUUUCUC